UGAAACUCUCAGAAUCCUCCUGUACUUCCUGUUUGCUCCUCGCUUCUCCUGCUGCAAACUCGAGUGUUUUCUGGCUUCUAUUCCGAGACAUAUAACAGAUAAAUAACGAUGUCUCUGGAGGUGGAAUCAGCAGACGUGAUCCGUCUGAUCAUGCAGUACCUGAAGGAGAACAACCUGCAGAGGACCCUGGUGACGCUGCAGGAGGAGACCACCGUGUCCCUGAACACCGUGGACAGCAUCGAGAGUUUUGUGGCGGACAUCAACAGUGGUCACUGGGACACCGUGCUGCAGGCCAUCCAGUCCCUCAAGCUGCCCGACAAAACCCUCAUAGACCUCUACGAACAGGUGGUGCUGGAGCUGAUCGAGCUGAGAGAGUUGGGUGCAGCUCGCUCCCUCCUCAGACAGACCGACCCCAUGAUCAUGCUGAAGCAGACGCAGCCCGAGAGAUACAUCCACCUGGAGAACCUCCUGGCUCGCUCCUACUUCGAUCCCAGAGAGGCGUACCCGGACGGCAGCAGCAAGGAGAAGCGGCGGGCGGCCAUCGCUCAGGCUCUGGCCGGAGAGGUCAGCGUGGUGCCGCCGUCUCGUCUCAUGGCUCUACUGGGACAGUCUCUAAAGUGGCAGCAGCACCAGGGCCUCCUGCCGCCCGGGAUGACCAUCGAUCUGUUCCGGGGUAAAGCUGCCGUUAAAGACGUGGAGGAGGAGCGCUUCCCCACGCAGCUCAGCCGACACAUCAAGUUCGGACAGAAGUCUCAUGUGGAGUGUUCCCGGUUCUCCCCCGACGGUCAGUACCUGGUGACCGGCUCCGUGGACGGGUUCAUCGAGGUCUGGAACUUCACCACCGGCAAAAUCAGAAAGGAUCUGAAGUACCAGGCCCAGGAUAACUUCAUGAUGAUGGACGAUGCUGUGCUGUGUAUGGGCUUCAGCAGAGACACAGAGAUGCUGGCCACCGGAGCUCAGGACGGGAAGAUUAAGGUGUGGAAGAUCCAGAGCGGUCAGUGUCUGCGGCGGUUCGAGCGCGCUCACAGUAAAGGAGUCACCUGCGUCAGCUUCUGCAAAGACAGCAGCCAGCUGCUCAGCGCCUCCUUCGACCAGACCAUCAGAAUCCAUGGACUGAAGUCCGGUAAGACCCUGAAGGAGUUCCGGGGUCACACGUCGUUUGUGAACGAGGCCACCUUCACUCCAGACGGACAUCACGUCAUCAGCGCCUCGUCAGACGGCACCGUGAAGAUGUGGAACAUGAAGACCACCGAGUGCUCCAACACGUUCAAGCCUCUCGGCACGUCGGCCGGCACCGACAUCACCGUCAACAACGUGAUCCAGCUGCCCAAAAACCCCGAGCACUUCGUGGUGUGCAACCGCUCCAACACCGUGGUCAUCAUGAACAUGCAGGGACAGAUCGUGAGGAGUUUCAGCUCCGGUAAGAGGGAGGGCGGAGACUUCGUCUGCUGCACGCUGUCUCCUCGGGGGGAGUGGAUCUACUGCGUGGGAGAGGACUUCGUGCUCUACUGCUUCAGCACGGUCACCGGCAAGCUGGAGAGAACGCUGACGAUCCACGAGAAGGAUGUGAUCGGCAUCGCCCACCACCCCCACCAGAACCUGAUCGGCACCUACAGCGAGGACGGGCUGCUGAAGCUCUGGAAGCCUUGAUGUGGACUGAGACUCUCACACACACUCUCUGACACACACACUCUCCUCACUCCAGACACACACACAUACACACUCUCUGUUUGUCUCUGUGUGGAUGGUGUAACCACAUCUCUAUUCACCUGCAUGUCUCAGUCGGUCCAGGUGUUUAUUUUUGAAGCCGAACAGUGGAGCCUCCUUCACCUGAGCCUGUCAGUCCAACACAGAAACGCUUAAUUGAUUUUUUUAACGAAGCAAAGUCACAGAGUGGUGCAGGAAUGAGUCCUACACCCUGGGAAAGCAUCAUCCCUGCACCACUCUGUGCUGUACCUGUAGUCUGUUUAAUAGUCAGGAAUUAAUUAGGAAAGCAGCAUUUCAAAUGACAAACUGAGCAGAAGUGCUUCCAUAUUUGUCCGGAUUUUGUACUUUAAUCGUAGGUUGUUUUUAACGCAGGUAAAAUAAUAAGGUUCUGCUGUCUUGAACACCUGAGCUUUACACACACUCAGUUACCCUGUUUGGAGAUUUCAGAGAGAGCUGGGGGGGGGGGGGGAUACUAGACUUCUGUUUUGAAAAAUUCCUCUUUCUUUGUAAAUAUAUUUUGUAAUUCUGUUUUUUUCCAACAAUAACUGGUUAAAUAUGUGUUUGUGUGGCUGUUUGUUUUCCCCCACCUUGGAUUGAAUGGCAUCUCAUUUCAAAAGGACUUCUAUAUAUUUAGUAUUAACUCCCACAUUGGAUUUAACAAUGAUGUCACCCCCCCCCCCCCCCACCCCCCACCCCCAUACAGUACAAGCAUUUUGACUGGAUGCUUCAGAGGUCCUUUAUCUGCUGGAUGUACAAAUUCCUGUCUGUGCCAUUAAAGCUAUUUAACCAGA
This is a messenger RNA of Eleginops maclovinus (Patagonian blennie), 2498 nucleotides long. It is a transcript of the gene smu1a, whose product is annotated as SMU1 DNA replication regulator and spliceosomal factor a. Gene Ontology annotation, molecular function: protein binding. Gene Ontology annotation, biological process: mRNA splicing, via spliceosome. The transcript is spliced from 12 exons. Lineage: Eukaryota; Metazoa; Chordata; Actinopteri; Perciformes; Eleginopidae. The record is from RefSeq and is a predicted model, not a curated record. Gene Ontology annotation, cellular component: precatalytic spliceosome. The coding region runs from base 109 to 1650 and encodes 513 amino acids.